Messenger RNA from Rhodamnia argentea, 2669 nucleotides. Its product is annotated as general transcription and DNA repair factor IIH helicase subunit XPB1. Gene Ontology annotation, molecular function: ATP binding; hydrolase activity; DNA binding. Lineage: Eukaryota; Viridiplantae; Streptophyta; Magnoliopsida; Myrtales; Myrtaceae. The transcript is spliced from 21 exons. Gene Ontology annotation, biological process: nucleotide-excision repair; transcription initiation at RNA polymerase II promoter. Gene Ontology annotation, cellular component: transcription preinitiation complex; transcription factor TFIIH holo complex; nucleotide-excision repair factor 3 complex. The record is from RefSeq and is a predicted model, not a curated record. The coding region runs from base 110 to 2596 and encodes 828 amino acids.
CGGCCCGGAAAGUGGACUUCCUCAUAUAAAACUUGCUGCAGCUUCCGCUUUCUGGACAUCGAAAGAGAAACGGAUUCUGCAAUUUCGCUCCAACCGCCAAAGGAAAUUCAUGGGACACGGUGAAAAGGGACGGCCCGGCAAGAGGCAGAAAUCGUCGGCCAAGGAUGAUUACAGGAGCGCGAUGCCGGAGGAGGACGAGGCGAUCUACGGCGAAGAAAUGGAGGAGGACUAUCGCGAUGGCGACGGUGAAGGGAAAAAGAAGGAUUUUAGCAAAUUAGAGCUGAAGCUGGAUCACGGCAAUCGGCCCUUAUGGUCUUGUGCGGAUGGCCGAAUUUUCCUGGAGACAUUUUCCCCCUUAUACAAGCAGGCUUAUGAUUUUCUCAUUGCCAUUGCUGAGCCUGUUUGCAGACCGGAGUCGAUGCAUGAGUACAACUUGACCCCGCACUCAUUGUAUGCAGCGGUGUCUGUUGGUCUUGAGACAGAAACUAUCAUUUCCGUAUUGAAUAAAUUGUCAAAGACCAAGCUCCCUAAAGAGAUGAUUGACUUCAUACAUGCUUCGACCGCUAAUUACGGAAAAGUGAAGCUUGUGCUUAAAAAGAAUAAAUACUUCAUCGAGUCACCCUUUCCUGAGGUGCUGAAGAAGUUGCUUAGGGAUGAAGUUAUAUCUCGAGCUAGGAUAUCUUCUGAGGGACCUGGUGCUGAUGGAUUCACAAUUAGCAAAGCAAUGGGUGAAGUUGGGGUUGGACAUAAUGAGCUACUGAAUGAAGCUGAACUGGCUGCUGCAGCUGAGGAGAAAGAAACCCACUCAUUUGAGAUCGAUCCUUCUCAGGUUGAAAAUGUGAAGCAACGUUGCUUGCCCAAUGCUUUAAACUAUCCCAUGUUGGAGGAGUAUGACUUCAGGAAUGAUACAGUAAACCCUGACCUGGAAGUAGAGCUGAAGCCUCAUGCACAACCACGACCAUAUCAAGAAAAAAGCCUUAGUAAAAUGUUUGGAAAUGGUCGAGCCAGAUCUGGUAUCAUCGUGCUACCUUGUGGUGCUGGGAAAUCUCUGGUUGGUGUUUCUGCAGCAUGCCGGAUAAAGAAGAGUUGUCUUUGCUUGGCAACAAAUGCAGUUUCUGUGGAUCAAUGGGCAUUUCAGUUCAAGUUAUGGUCAACUAUAAGAGAUGAACAAAUUUGUCGUUUCACAUCUGACAACAAAGAAAGAUUUCGUGGCAAUGCCGGGGUCGUUGUUACUACAUACAACAUGGUUGCUUUUGGUGGAAAACGAUCUGAAGAAUCUGAAAAAAUCAUUGAAGAAAUAAGGAAUAGAGAAUGGGGGUUACUUCUGAUGGAUGAGGUGCACGUGGUUCCUGCUCACAUGUUCCGAAAGGUCAUCAGCCUCACAAAAUCGCACUGCAAACUUGGACUCACUGCCACACUUGUUCGUGAGGAUGAGAGGAUAACAGAUCUGAAUUUCCUUAUCGGUCCUAAAUUGUAUGAAGCAAAUUGGUUAGAUUUGGUGAAAGGCGGCUUUAUUGCGAAUGUACAGUGUGCAGAAGUAUGGUGUCCGAUGACUAAGGAGUUCUUUGCUGAGUAUCUGAAGAAGGAGAACUCCAAGAAAAAGCAGGCACUGUAUGUGAUGAACCCCAAUAAGUUCAGAGCUUGCGAAUUUUUGAUCCGUUUUCAUGAACAACAGCGUGGGGAUAAAAUAAUUGUCUUUGCCGAUAAUCUUUUUGCCCUAACAGAGUAUGCAAUGAAACUGCGCAAACCAAUGAUUUAUGGUGCUACCAGCCAUCUUGAACGGACAAAAAUUCUCCAAGCUUUUAAAACUAGUCGGGAUGUGAACACAAUUUUUUUAUCCAAGGUUGGUGAUAAUUCAAUAGAUAUUCCUGAGGCAAAUGUUAUAAUUCAAAUUUCAUCACAUGCCGGAUCUAGACGACAAGAAGCCCAACGUCUUGGACGUAUUCUUAGGGCAAAGGGCAAGCCUCAAGAUAGGAUGGCAGGAGGCAAGGAAGAAUACAAUGCAUUUUUCUAUUCCCUUGUGUCUACAGAUACACAGGAAAUGUACUAUUCGACCAAACGGCAGCAGUUUUUGAUCGAUCAAGGUUACAGCUUUAAGGUGAUCACAAGCUUGCCGCCUCCUGAUUCAGGAGCUGAUUUGAGCUAUCACCGACUGGAUGAGCAACUGGCACUUCUAGGCAAGGUACUGAGUGCCGGUGAUGAUGCAGUUGGUCUAGAGCAAUUGGAAGAAGAUGCCGAUGAUAUAGCUCUUCACAAAGCUCGUCGUUCUUUUGGAUCAAUGAGUGCAAUGUCAGGUGCAAAUGGGAUGGUGUACAUGGAAUACAGUACUGGACGAAAGCUAGGACCUGGCCAACAAAAACCUAAACCCAAGGACCCUUCCAAGCGACAUUAUUUGUUUAAGAAAAGAUAUGGUUCUCAGGACCUAUCUAACUGCUUUUCAGUAUGUGCAAAAGCACGUGAUUGUGAUGCAGCAAGAGUGAUCCAAACAGGACAUAUGGUGCUACCCUCCCUUGGUGUUGGUAGCGGUUGCCAUCCCCAUUUGCAAAUUGGCGUCAUGAUGCUUGUGUAUCCUCCUGUACAUGUAUAUAUUGAAUGAUUUUGCCGUCCUUGAUGACACCAACAUUUUAAGAAGUUGACAUGUUGGGAUAAUCUUCUUCGGGUGAUCUCAA